Messenger RNA from Papaver somniferum (opium poppy), 5136 nucleotides. RefSeq lists its product as uncharacterized. NCBI's taxonomy places the organism in Eukaryota, Viridiplantae, Streptophyta, Magnoliopsida, Ranunculales, Papaveraceae. Gene Ontology annotation, biological process: negative regulation of DNA-templated transcription. The record is from RefSeq and is a predicted model, not a curated record. Gene Ontology annotation, molecular function: transcription corepressor activity. The transcript has 8 exons. Bases 453 to 4547 code for a protein of 1364 amino acids.
AAUAAUAGCCAUUAUCAGUAUUUAAUUCGAUCUCUACAUCUAAACUCUCCUCAUCUCUCCCUUCUCUGUUCCCUUUCUCUCUCUAACUUGCAGAAACAAUUGAAUCGCCACUCCAAAACCUAUAUAUAUUUAUGUCAACUCAGUUAUCGACUAGGUUUUCUACUUCUUCACUAAAAAGGUAACCAACUUAAUACUAAUCUUCUUUUUCCUUUUCGAAUUCUAACUCUGAUUUUUUGUUUGAAUAUAAACCUUCUUCCUCUUCUCCAGAUCCGUGUGUUAUUGUUUAUUUUGUACUUAAUUAUUGAGAAAUAAAAGGGGAUUUUGAUUCUAGGGUUCUUGGGGGUUUUGUUAAUUUUGAGUAGGAGAACUAAAUAGCAGCAAACUUCAUUUCAAAUUGAGGCACUGUUGAUGGUGAUGAAAGAAAGGGUUUAUGAUCUGGUGAUCUGAUUGUGAUGAUGGAUAACGAAGAUAGGGUUUCAGGAGUUGUUGUUGAAGAAAAAGGGGAUGUUGGGGCUACUGAGAACGGUGGGUCUGUGAAGGAGUUGAAAGUUUAUAGGUCGAAGAAGAAGGAGAAUUUAAAGAGAGAAAGGGAAGUCCAUAGUGAUGGUUCAGAAUCGAGUGAGGAUUUAUUAAUUCGUCGUAGAAAGGUAAUUAGAGAAGAAAUUGAAGUCGACAGUAAGAAAAUUGUGAAUAAUGGGGUAAGUGAAUCUGAAGAUGGAAAGCAAAGCAGUAGGUUAGAUGUUUUUGAAUACGAUGAAUACGACGAGAUUGAUGACAUUGUUCUAGUUAAGAAGUCUAAAAAAGUGCGAUUCCAGGUUGAUCCAGAUAUUAAUGGGGGUUUAAAGGCUGGUAGUAGUAUAAAGUCGAAGAAGGCAGAGCUCUCGAGAGAAACUGAGUGCAGUAGAGAAGUUAUUGAUAAAGGAAAAAGUGUGAGCGUUCGGCAAAAGGAGUUAAGGAGGAAGAAGAAAAAAAAGUAUGAGAUGACAAAAGAUGGAGAGUUCGUUGCUCUUUCUGUGCCGACAAAUAUUUCUGCGACUGAAUCAUCGAAUGAAAUGGUGCAAAGUGAAGACGAUAAUGUCUUAAAGGUGAUGGUCAAAAAGGAAGCUGGAGAGUCUAAGAAGAGUUCUGAACUCAAAAGGGAAGGAACUAGAAAGGGUUUGAGGUCUGCUGACACCACUAAGCAGGAAUCACAGCAAUCUCCUCCACCUUCACCAGAAAAGAAUCAGGUAAAGUCGCAGAAAAGUUCGUCAACCACAAACCUUAAAGUCCACGAUACGAUGUCCAAGAAAACAGUUGUUUCCUCGUCACUGUGUUCAAGUCACAAGAAGAGUACUAAACUCAAGAAAGAGAUAAGGAACAAAGGAUUCAGAACCUUGAAAUCCGAAUUAAGUCACUCAACAAGACAUGGGAAUAAAAAUGUUGGGGAUAGUAGGUCAACAGAACAAAACAGAAUUCGUGACCAGAUAAGGACAAUACUUUUGGAUGCAGGAUGGAAAAUUGAGCAUAGGCAGAGAAAUAACAGAGACUACCAGGAUUCUAUAUACAUCAGGCCUAACGGAGGAGGUGGACUCUGGUCUAUUGUCAAGGCAUAUAAUGCUUUUAUUACGGAAUGGAAAAAUGAGGGUGGUGAGAGUAGUAAGUCGUUUACACCCAUACCAGAGGAGCUCAUCAGUCAAUUAACCAGGCAAAGACGCAGCAAGGAAGAAAGGAUGGCGGAUAUGGCGAAGAAAAAGGCUGGCAAAGGAAGUAACAUCUCGAAGAAAACUGGACAAAAAGGGUCAAAGAAAGACAAGGCUCUGUGCAAGCCAGAGCAGAAGAAGGAAAAUGCACUUUGGAAGCCAGAGUCAAAGAAGGAAAGUGCACUAAGAAAGACGGAGCUAAAGAAGGAAAAAGCACUGAGAAAGACGGGCAAAACUCAGAAGUCAGCCCUAGCAUCUGAUGCUAAUUUGCAACAAGGAAAAAAGAAGAGAAAGCAAAAGAGAGGUGCUUUGUUAGUUCGUAGCUCUAAUCAGAAGAAGAAUUCAGAUGAUGGUUUCACUCCAUUCACUGGGAAAAGAAGUGUUUUAUCCUGGUUGAUUGACAUGGGUGUUGUGGCUCUCAAUGGAAAAGUUCAGUAUAUGAAUCGGAGAGGUACAAGAGCAAUGCAAGAGGGCCAGAUCACAAGGGAUGGCAUUCAUUGUGAUUGCUGUGGUAAAAUCGUUACAGUUUCAGAAUUUGAGAUCCAUGCGGGAAGCAAUCUGCAGCAGCCUCUCCAAAAUAUCUAUGUAGAUUCUGGGGUUUCCCUCCUUCAGUGCCAGCUAGAUGCAUGGAACAAGCAAGAGGAAUCUGAUCGCACUGGGUUCCAUUUAAUGGAAUAUGACCCUAAUGACCCAAACGAUGAUACAUGUGGCAUCUGUGCAGAUGGGGGGAAUUUGAUCUGCUGCGAUGGUUGUCCUUCCACAUUUCACCAAAGGUGCUUAGGCAUAGAGAUGUUUCCUCCUGGUGAUUGGCACUGUCCAAAUUGUAUUUGCAAAGUUUGUAAGUUAGUUGGUAGAAGAAGAGGUCAAGGGGAUGAUACAGCUGUUUCCGUCUUGCUUACCUGUGGUCUGUGCGAGGAAAAAUAUCACAAAUCAUGUGGUCUGGAUCCGGAUGCUAGACCUAUAAAACGUAAUAAAUCAUACAUUUCCUUUUGCGGGGUGAAAUGCAGCAAGAUCUAUAAUCAACUGCAAAAGCUCCUUGGAGCUAAAAAUGAACUCGAAGAAGGAUUUUCAUGGUCUCUUAUUAGGCGUACUGAAUCAGACUUGGACACAUCUUCCCGUGUAUUGCCUCAAAAAGCAGAGUGCAAUUCCAAACUUGCUGUAGCCUUGACUGUGAUGAAUGAAUGCUUUUUUCCUAUUGUUGAUCAGAGGACUGGGAUCAGUUUGAUCCGUAAUGUGGUUUACAAUUGCGGGUCGAACUUUAAUCGGGUCAAUUAUGGUGGCUUCUACACUGUUAUUCUGGAAAGGAGUGAUGAGAUCAUCUCUGCGGCAACUAUCAGGAUCCAUGGAACCAGGUUGGCAGAGAUGCCAUUUAUUGGUACCCGCUUCAAUUAUAGGCGUCAAGGGAUGUGCCGCCGGCUUCUAUCUGCAAUUGAAUCUGCUCUUUAUUCUCUCAAUGUUGAAAGGUUGGUUAUUCCUGCUAUCCCUGAGCUCCUGCACACAUGGACUGAAGUCUUCGACUUCAAGCCCCUUGACGAAUCACAGAAGGAAGAAAAGAGGUCCAUGAAUAUGUUAGUGUUUCCUGGUACAGGGCUACUACAGAAAGAAAUAUUGCUGCAGAAUUUAACCAAACAAAAGGAAACUGAUGGGUCAGUUGUUUCUGCAGUUGUAAAUGCCAUUGGAUUUAGAAGCACCGAUCAGAGUAUGUCUGAGGUAAACAUUAAAUGUGAUAUUGACGAGGUGAAUGAUAAAUGUGAUAUCGACUCCACUGAGCCUGAUCCCAGUGCUUCUGACAAGGGUGCUGUCAUUGAUGAACAUGGAUUGGACGAUAAAGUUAUUGCUGUUGUAUCUGGCUCAACAGUGAACAGUGAUAUCGACGAGGUGAACAAUAAAUGUGAUAGCGGCUCCACUGAGCCUGAUCCCAGUGCUUCUGACAAGGAUGCUAUCGUUGAUGAACACGGAUUGGACGGUAAAGUUAUCGGUGUUGUAUCUGGCUCAACAGUGAACAAUAAAUGUGAUAUUGGUUCGAUUGUUGAGCAUGAUUCCAGUGCUUCUGACACGGUUGCUGUCGAUAAUGAACACGGAAUGAACGAUGAAAUCAUUGGUGUUGUAUCUGGCUCAACAGUGAACAAUAAAUGUGAUAUUGGUUCGAUUGUUGAGCAUGAUCCCAGUGCUUCUGACGCGGUUGCUGUCUAUAAUGAACACGGAAUGAAAGAUGAAAUCAUUGGUGUUAUAUCUGUCUCAACAGUGAACAAUAAAUGUGAUAUUGGUUCGAUUGUUGAGCAUGAUCCCAGUGCUUCUGACACAGUUGCUGUCGAUAAUGAACACGGAAUGAACGAUGAAAUCACUGGUGUUGUAUCUGGCUCCGUAACUUGUAGGGAUAUCGCAUGUGAUACAUCUGAUGUGAGUAAUAAGUUGGGUGAUUCUUGUCUACAAGAGGAUUGUGCUACUGAUAAAGAAAUUUUAAAUUCUAGUGCGAGUGUUAUCAACAAUGAACAUGAGAUUGACGAUGCAGUUACCGACGCUGUAGUUGUUACCUUAGUUCCUGCUGAUUUGGUGUGUGAUACUACUGAUGUGGCUAGUCAUAUAAGCGUUGCUUCUCCAGGAGAAGUUAUUACUUCUGAUUCGAACGUAAUCGAUAAUGCGGAUAAUUUUGCUUGUAAAGUUUGUGAAGCCAUUUCUGGUACACUUGCUUCUGGUGAUUCAGCAUUUGAUACUUGUGCCUUAAGUAAUCACUUAUGUUCUGCAUCUGUAGAAGAGGAAUCAGCAGUGGAUCAACCUAAUAUCAAGGAAAAUGGCCAUAUAUCAUGUUCUCCCGUGAAAUCCAAGCUUCAACCUUCUUCAGAGGAUGCAAGUGAUCUUCUGUGUUGAACCUGAUUUUCACUCUGGCUGAUAGCAACAUUGUAUAUGGUUUACGAGGUGGUCCUGUAGGCUCUGGUGGAUGUUUACUGCCACAGAAGACAGAAGAAAACACUUCACACGCAGAUAAGAAACUAAUGAGUUUGAUCAAGAUAACGGUAUUCCUCCUCUCUUGCUCAGCAGCUUCCCAAGACACCCAAGAUUCAGUAGGUAUUUCUAUUUCAGAGUCUGCAGUGGCCGCAUGUUGCAGUUAUAACAAAAGUAGCAGUUGAUUUGACGGAUACAACUUACUACUCGGUACUCACCAAUGAUAUUCGAGCUUCUCAUGGAUCUUGUUAUUCUUAUUCUGAUUGUAAUUUUGUUCAGAUUCAAUUCUGAGUAUUUGUGAUUUUUUUGCUAUAGUUGCUCCAGUAGACCACAGAUUUGUCAGUGGAUAAUGAAUAUUAGGGUAAAGAACAUUUUUCGUGGUAAAAGCCAUCGGACUUCACCUAAUCAAUCAUCUCUGUUGUGUCGGGGCAUACUAGUAACAUGAUCGGUGUAUCAUGCCAUAUGUAAUUUAUGACUUGCACAAUUUUAUAUUAGAAGAUUCCCAUUCUGUAAA